Molecule: messenger RNA, 697 nt
Organism: Desarmillaria tabescens
Lineage: Eukaryota; Fungi; Basidiomycota; Agaricomycetes; Agaricales; Physalacriaceae
Exons: 2
Coding region: 160-687 (175 amino acids)
Source: RefSeq, a predicted model, not a curated record
AGCGGCUGGGAGAGGUGAGGGACUUGCUUGAAGGAAAUAUCAAUCGAUCAGAAAAAGGGCUUGCCCUUGGAAUUGCGGCCCUCUUCGAAUGUCUGACACAGGGCUUGCGACCGACUCGUCGAAGCACGAUCUCAAGGCAGCAGGAUUUCCCGGCUCUCAAUGAUUGAUCGCCAACUCAUACGCCUCGUGGACUCGGCGCCUUUCACCCGGCUCAUCGACUAUGCCGUCUAUACUGCCGCUCGCCUACAAUUUGCCUUGGACUACAACAGCCUCACCAUUGCCGAGCGAACUGCAUAUACGAACAACAUCUUUGAAACUUGCAAGAAAAGCACGAUCAAAGACGGCAACCCUACUACUAUUGCGAAUCUGAAAAAGGCGUUCAAGACCCGCCACCGCAAGGAUGUCACGAGCAGGAAUCAUCUUUUAAAAUUAUACAAGAUGUUUGGUGUCUCGGUGUUUUUGGACCCGUCUCUGGAGAUUCGAACCAAGAGUGGUGCUCCCGCCUUUAGCGAAACCUAUGUGACGACCAUCGACCUACUUGAGCAAGGCCUCAGACCGUUCUCUGAAUACCUAGACAAAGUGGACCAACAGAAUCGUGUCUUUUUGUUCAAUUUUCUGCGAGCCGCUGGUACUCUUGCUGUUUACAAUUUCAUUAAAAACUUUGUAGAGACUUUUGACCGAAACUAGACUGUAAACG